UAAGGUAAAGGCCAGAAACUUCGUGUCUUGAAUAACCAUCCCUAUAUCUUCUUCCCUUCGUCACUGGCUGGCAGUGAGCUAGAAAGAAAGAAAGAAAGAAAGAAAGAAUAAGAUCACCAUUUUCGUCAUGGGCAAGUGCUACCCUACAGUGAGCGAAGAGUAUCAGAAGGCAGUGGAGAAAUGCAAGAGGAAGCUCAGAGGACUCAUCGCUGAAAAACACUGCGCUCCCCUCAUGCUCCGAUUAGCAUGGCACUCUGCUGGUACUUUUGAUGUGAAUACCAAGACAGGAGGGCCAUUUGGGACGAUCAGACACCCAGAUGAGCUUGCUCAUGGAGCUAACAAUGGUCUUGAUAUUGCUGUCAGGCUUUUGGAACCCCUCAAAGAACAGUUCCCCAACUUGUCUUAUGCUGACUUCUACCAAUUAGCUGGUGUUGUUGCUGUUGAAGUUACUGGAGGGCCUGAGGUUCCUUUUCACCCUGGGAGACCAGACAAGUCUGAUCCACCUCCAGAAGGUCGCUUGCCUGAUGCAACCAAAGGUUCAGACCAUUUAAGGGAUGUCUUUGGCCACCAUAUGGGUCUCAGUGACAAAGAUAUUGUUGCCUUGUCCGGUGGUCACACUCUGGGAAGGUGCCACAAGGAGCGUUCUGGAUUUGAGGGACCCUGGACCCCCAACCCUCUUGUUUUCGACAACUCCUAUUUCAAGGAACUCCUCAGUGGAGAGAAAGAAGGUCUUAUCCAGCUCCCGUCAGAUAAAACCCUUCUGGAGGAUCCAGUCUUCCGCCCCCUUGUUGAAAAAUAUGCUGCAGAUGAGGAUGCCUUCUUUGCAGAUUAUGCUGAAGCUCAUUUGAAGCUCUCAGAGCUUGGGUUUGCGGAGGCAUAUUGAGGACUGGAAUUAGGCUCAUGCAGCUGCUGUUGUGUGUCUUAUUGCUGGAAGCUGGUCUAUUUUCAUAGUUAUUUUUUAGACUAGAUAAGAUAUAUGAAUUGUGUGAAGAUGGGAAUGUUGUUGGUCCAUAUUUGUGUGUUUCUGGGUUCUGUGGGAUUGUAAGCAAGCUGCCUUAUAUGUAGUACUGGAAGAUGGAAUUGUAAAGCUUUGUGUUGGUCCUCUUGAGUCUUAAACUAGCCAGCUUUAUGGUUUGGCCAAUAAAGUAUGGUAGUUGCCAUUCAUGGAUUAUAA
This is a messenger RNA of Populus nigra (black poplar), 1174 nucleotides long. RefSeq names its product L-ascorbate peroxidase, cytosolic. The record is from RefSeq and is a predicted model, not a curated record. NCBI's taxonomy places the organism in Eukaryota, Viridiplantae, Streptophyta, Magnoliopsida, Malpighiales, Salicaceae. The coding region runs from base 128 to 883 and encodes 251 amino acids. The transcript is spliced from 9 exons. Gene Ontology annotation, biological process: hydrogen peroxide catabolic process; cellular response to oxidative stress; response to reactive oxygen species. Gene Ontology annotation, molecular function: heme binding; peroxidase activity.